Molecule: messenger RNA, 3132 nt
Organism: Letharia columbiana
Lineage: Eukaryota; Fungi; Ascomycota; Lecanoromycetes; Lecanorales; Parmeliaceae
Exons: 7
Coding region: 1-3132 (1043 amino acids)
Source: RefSeq, a predicted model, not a curated record
AUGACCUCUAACAUGAAUGGAGGAAAUGUUUCUCCGAUACAUCGUCAGUCGUUUCGACCAAAGCGACAACUGCGUCAAGCUACCCUUAUCCUCCCUAAGACCGGUCGACGUGUCAAGAGAAAUGUAACCUUCGGACCAGCACCACGUCUUGGAGGUGCCGACGUCAAUGGAUCAGCAGACGGGCAGUGUCAGGUACCCCAGAGGCGAAAGCAUCAUGAUCUACAAUCGGGAAUGUUCUCAAGGUUAUCGAACGCUACAACAUAUAGAAUGAAGCAGGCAUGGGGAUUUGCAAAUUCAAAGACCGGCCGCGGCGUCUUUAAGUGCAGUGUUGCGUACCUGAUAGGGAGUAUGGCAACUUUCGUGCCUUUCAUCGCUGGGAUCCUGGGAAAGCAAGAUGGAAAGCAUAUGGUCGCCACGAUCACGGUCUACUUCCACCCUGCCAGGUCCAAGGGUAGCAUGAUUGAAGCUAUGAUAUGCGCAGUACUAGCUUUUGUCUAUGCCGUUUUCAUCUCUUUCUCCAGCAUGGGUGUUUCGAUACUGUUUGAGAGAACGCUGGAUAUGCUUGUUCUCGGCCAUAUCGUUGUCCUAAUUGUGUUCUGUGGUGGUGGGCUGGGUUUUGUUGGAUGGAUCAAACAGCGACUUGGGCACCCUCUAGUCAACAUCUCAUGCUCUCUGACAUCUCUUGCCAUAAUCACCGUUCUGACCAAGGAAGGCGCGGUCCAAGCUGCCGAAUUCUCGGGCGAGAAAGUGAUACAAGUGAUGAUAAUGAUACUAAUGGGAGUCUUUGCCACAACAGCUGUAUCCUUCAUCAUCUGGCCGGUAUCUGCAAGGGAGGAACUGAGAGGAGAUCUUAUUCAAGUGACGGACUCUUUUGGAGACUUGCUUGCCAUGAUCACCCGAGGUUUUCUUACUGGGUCAGAAGAAGAACUUCAACAGGAGAGCUUCCGAGAUGCCUCGGACAAAUACAAGAAAGUGUUUACUUCACUGACCAAGAAUCUAAAGGAAGCCAAAUAUGAACACUACGUUCUUGGCACUGAGAAGGAGUAUCAGCUGGAGGCGAGGCUGGUCAACUGCAUACAGAGAUUGGCACAGAACAUUGGUGGUUUGCGCAGUGCGGCGACCACACAAUUCCUUCUUAUGGCACAGCCUAGUGUGUCAGGAUCAGUAACCCCCGCGAGUACAAUUUAUGCGCCUACACCGAAGUUUGGGUAUUUCACCUCUAGUUCGAGCGGCCAAACGUCUCCCUCGGAGGAUCACGGCGUGCUGGCUGCGAUUGAUGAGACACCCGAAGACGCAUCCUCUGAAGAAUGUCUAUCCCCUAACCCCUUUCAAGAGGAUGGAAGCGUACAUAGCGUUACGUCUCCAUCCGACAUCUUUGCACGGUUCAUCAUCCAAUUAGGUCCUUCACUUAAAUCACUUGCUGUAACAUUGAGAAAACUCCUGGAUGAACUUCCAUAUGCCCCCAAUGGUAGCAUCGCUGUCAACGCUCAUUUUAGGACGAGCUUAGAUGAUGCAAUCGAGUUGUAUACGGAUUCGCGGGAGGAAGCCUUGGGUCAGCUUUACAAGACGAAGGAGCUCACCCAGCCACGUCCAGUCGAGAUGGAAGCGGACUUCGAGGAGGUCGCUGCGAGUUGCGGCUAUUUCAGUUUUUCUCUUCUAGAUUUCGCCAAUGAGAUGAGGGCAUAUCUAGAAAUUUUGGACGACUUGAAGCUGGAGAUAGACGAGAGACCGGAUGGGAAGACAUGGAACUGGCUCAAAGUAUGGCGCAAGAUUGGCGACAUUAAGCCAAAGCGACAUCAUGACGACCCUGAACGAGACAGCCUCAUAGCGCAAAACGAAGAGAGUGAGAUACCUGGGGACUUUCCCAAUCCAGCCCAGAGAAUAGCUGCUAUUGAAGUGCAGUCUGCUCGGGAAGGUCCAAAAUAUAGCUACCGGUUGUGGAGGGCACUGAGUGUUUUUCGACGAGACGAUGUCAAAUUCGCCAUCAAAGUCGGCAUUGGAGCGGCCCUUUAUGCUCUGCCAUCAUUCCUAGCUGCAAGUAGACCAUUCUACCAGCACUGGCGUGGUGAAUGGGGGCUUCUUUCGUACAUGCUGGUGUGUGCAAUGACGAUCGGUGCUUCCAAUACAACAGGUUUCGCUCGAUUCUUCGGCACAUGCAUCGGAGCCGUUUGCGCCAUCAUAUCCUGGAUCGCUUCAAGCGGAAACGCAUUCCUGCUGGCGUUUUUCGGCUGGCUCAUGGCACUUUGGACAGCCUAUAUCAUUGUUGCUCAAGGCAAAGGACCUAUGGGCCGCUUUAUCAUGCUGACAUACAAUCUUUCAGCUCUCUACGCUUACUCUUUGUCAGUGCAGGAGGUUGACGGCGAUGAUGAUGAAGGAGGUGCCAGGCCUAUUAUCACGGAGAUUGCGCUUCACCGGGUCGUCGCUGUACUUUCAGGAUGUCUUUGGGGAUUGAUUGUGACGCGCCUUGUCUGGCCCAUUAGCGCCCGGGAGAAGUUCAAAGACGGUCUCAGCAUCUUAUGGCUCCGCAUGGGUCUGGUUUGGAAACGCGACCCGCUCGCGAUGCUCACGGAGGGAGAGAGUCCGAAUGCCUACAUGGACCUUCGAGAGGAGUUCGAGCUCCAUCGCUUUCUGUCGCGGCUCGAGAACUUAAAAAGCUCGGCUGCUUCCGAAGUUGACCUCCGAGGACCAUUCCCUGAUGCCGCCUAUUCCCGGAUCCUGAAGAGCACUGGUGCUAUGCUAGAUGCGUUCCAUGCGAUGAAUGUCAUGAUCAUGAAGAAUCCCAAAGCGACCGGAGCGGAAGCCCAGAUUUUAGAGGAUACGGCCCGGGAAAGAACAUAUUUAAGCACGAGGAUAAGCCAUCUGCUUCAAGUGCUCGCAUCGUCAAUGAAGCUUGAGUAUCCCUUGAACGAGGCUCUGCCUAACACAGAUAAUGCGCGAGACAGAUUGCUUGCCAAGAUCUUCCGCUUUCGCAAAGAGGAGAAAGAUGCGGCUGGCGUGACAGACCAAGAUUUCGAGCUCCUAUAUGCUUACGCACUGGUCACCGGCCAACUCUCAAAAGAAAUCACCGACGUGGGCAAGGAAAUCGAGAAGCUCUUCGGUGUCCUCAAUGAGGAGUUGCUGCAGCUGCAAUAA